UCGAUCGCAGUGCAGCUCGGACGUUGUUAGUGACUUUGGAGCUCCUCCGCCCGACAAAAAUAAGCUUUUCUUUGUGCCGAUCCGACGAACAGCAGCCAUGCCUUUCGGAAACACGCACAACCAGCUGAAGAUGAAGUAUUCCUCCGAUGAGGAGUAUCCGGACCUCAGCAAACACAACAACCACAUGGCCAAAGUCCUGAUUCCCGCUAUGUACGAGAAGCUGAGGAGCAAACAGACCCCCAGCGGGUUCACGCUGGAUGACGUCAUCCAGACCGGGGUUGAUAACCCAGGUCACCCCUUCAUCAUGACUGUGGGCUGCGUUGCUGGAGAUGAGGAAACAUACGAUGUCUUCAAAGAUCUGCUCGACCCUGUGAUCCAAGACCGACAUGGAGGAUACAAACCAACAGACAAGCACAAGACCGACCUGAACUCUGACAACCUGAAGGGAGGAGAUGACCUUGACCCCAACUACGUCUUGAGCUCCAGAGUGCGAACUGGCCGCAGCAUCCGCGGCUUCUGCCUGCCUCCACACUGCAGCCGGGGAGAGAGACGCGCUGUGGAGAGACUCUCCAUCGAAGCUCUGGCGUCCCUCACAGGAGACCUGAAGGGGAAAUACUAUGCCCUGAAGGACAUGACUGAGGCCGAGCAGCAGCAGCUCAUUGAUGACCACUUCCUGUUUGACAAGCCUGUGUCUCCUCUGCUGCUGGCCUCUGGGAUGGCUCGUGACUGGCCUGAUGCCAGGGGCAUCUGGCACAACGACAACAAAACCUUCUUGGUGUGGGUGAACGAGGAGGACCACCUGCGUGUGAUUUCCAUGCAGAAAGGCGGAAACAUGAAGGAAGUGUUCACACGCUUCUGCACAGGUCUCACCAAGAUCGAGAGCCUGUUCAAGGAGAAAAGCCACGAGUUCAUGUGGAGCGAGCACCUGGGCUACAUCCUGACUUGCCCAUCCAACCUGGGCACUGGCCUGCGUGCAGGUGUGCAUGUUAAGCUACCCAACAUGAGCAAGAACGCAAAGUUCGAGGAGGUCCUUAAGAGGCUGCGGCUCCAGAAACGUGGAACAGGCGGCGUGGACACCGCUGCAGUCGGUGGUGUGUUUGACAUCUCCAAUGCUGACAGACUGGGCUUCUCUGAGGUGGAGCUGGUGCAGAUGGUGGUGGAUGGAAUCAAGCUGCUGGUAGAGAUGGAGAAGAGGCUGGAGAAGGGCCAGUCCAUCGACGACUUGAUGCCCGCUCAGAAAUAAAACCACCCCGACUGCAAACUGUCACAUCCCGCUGUAUAUUCUGUCUCUGUUCUGACAUUCACUCUGUAUCGCAGCUCAUUUGUUUGUAUUUAAGACGACCGCUGUAUGACACUGGAAGUGAAAUGAAUUGACUAAAUCGGCGGCAGCAGACGUGUGCAGUGAGUUUUGUCAGGUUGGUAGUUUUGUUAAAAUGUUAACCUGUAACUUCAGAUAACCUGGUUUGGGUCAUUCUGAUGGUGAAAUCUGAGCAGGGUAAAUGUUUCACUUUGUUCAUUGUAAACAUGUGAUGGGAACUUGUCAUGAAAAACACUGCAGGCAAAAAUUAAAACUCUUCAGGA
Thalassophryne amazonica is the source of this 1581-nucleotide messenger RNA. It is a transcript of the gene ckba, whose product is annotated as creatine kinase, brain a. The transcript is spliced from 8 exons. Gene Ontology annotation, molecular function: creatine kinase activity. The coding region runs from base 98 to 1243 and encodes 381 amino acids. The record is from RefSeq and is a predicted model, not a curated record. Lineage: Eukaryota; Metazoa; Chordata; Actinopteri; Batrachoidiformes; Batrachoididae. Gene Ontology annotation, biological process: phosphocreatine biosynthetic process.